AUGGAUGGAGUAAACAAUUAUGCCUGCCUCUGCCUCCCUAAUUAUACAGGUAAGCAAAUAUAUAAAGUAUUUGCCCAAGGAUCUAAGAAUACAAGCCACCAAAUCAUAACUGCUUAUAUUCACUGUACAGUGGUAAGAAAAUAUCUACACUCUUAUAAACCAUGAAAAUGUGAACUGGUCUUGCUACUCUCUGAGCAUCAGACACUUAGUGAAAGGCUCCUUGUAAGCUGGAGUAUAUUACAUAUCAUGGGAUUUAAUAAGUAUCAGGUUUGAACGGCUUGGUAAGUAAAUCUAAAAUUUCCCAAACUCUUAAAAUGUUGUUUGGGGCCCUUUUGGGAUGCUUUUGUAAAUGGUUGGCUGGGAAAAAAACCUUACACUUGAACGAAAACUAAUUGUAGCUUUUAACCAUCUUUCUGCCAGAAACUUGCUGGAGCUCCAAGAGGAGACGUUAGUAACUGAUGCUUUGAGUCAGUAGUUCUUUUUGUGUUAUAUCUAUUUUUUAUCCAUUUAUUUUUACUUUAUAGUUUUGCUUUCUAUAUAUAUUUCUGCAUCUGCAGAAAACAGCAGCAGGAGACUUUUUCAGGUGGUUCGCAAUUUAGCGGAACCACCUGUUACAUCGGGGCCCAGUACGGGCCACAUGAUCUCCUGCAAUGAUUUUGCAAAGUUUUUUGCAGAUAAAGUCGCUCAGAUUCGGGAAGAGGUAGACUCCACCGUGGGAGCAGGGCCGGGGCGGGAGAGUGCUAGAGUCCUGUCUAGUCAAAUUGCAUGGGAUCAAUUUCAAUCUGUUACCUCCAAGGAUGUGGACAGGGUGCUUGGACGAGUGUCUCCUUGAUCCUUGCCCAUCCUGGCUUAUAAAAGCUAGCCGGGAAGGGCUGGGCGAUGGGCUUCAUGGGGUGAUGAAUGCUUCCCUCUGUGAGGGAGCCUUCCCAGACCCGCUGAAAGAGGCGGUUAUUAAACCGCUUCUUUAAAAAACAUCUUUAGAUGCGGCCACGGUGGCCAACUAUCGCCCAGUCUCAAAUCUUCCAUUCUUGGGCAAGGUGAUUGAGCGAGUGGUUGCUGAACAACUCCAGGCACGCCUGGAAGAAGCGGACCAUUUGGAUCCCUUCCAGUCAGGAUUCAGGCCUCAUCAUGGGACAGAAACUGCCUUGGUCGCACUGGUUGAUGAUCUCCGGCGGGCUAGGGACAAAGGUGAGAGCUGUUUCCUAGUUCUGCUGGAUCUCUCAGCGGCGUUUGAUACCAUCGGCCAUAACACCCUUCUGGACUGUCUUGAGGGGCUGGGAGCUGGGGGCACUGUCAUGCAGUGGUUCCGCUCCUUCCUCCUGGGCCGUGUUCAGAAAGUGGGGGGGGGGAUGAAUGUUCAGACCCCUGGGCUCUCACUUGUGGGGUGCCUCAGGGUUCUGUCCUCUCCCCCAAGCUUUUCAACAUCUACAUGCAGCCGCUGGGAGAGAUCAUCAGGGGGUUUGGGCUGGGUGUCCAUCAAUAUGUAGAUGAUGUGAGAUUUUGACCAGCUUCGGCCCAUCUGAAGCUGAUACAGGCUCGUCUUAUCUUGAGCCCAAGCAGAGUAGUCCACACAGCAGAAGGAUAAGCAGUAUGUGCCACAUUCUUAACUUUAUUUCCACUCUAUGCUGAGAGAAUACAAACAUGCAUCUUGCCUCUGUGAGAUCAGAGAAGCAACUGUCUCUCUAACAAAGAAACCGAGAGAACAGUGAAAAACAGGAAACCAGUGUACGUCACAUCCAGUCUCCCAUUCCCGUGGGAAUCCAACAGUAACUUGGACUGUGGAAUGCAAAACAAUGUCUUGUGACUGCAGUUGCUGCUCAGUGAGGGAAAUAGAAACCAACAGAUGAUACCCAGCCCUACCUCUCUUUUAAAUCAGAACCAGUGAAGGCGGUGAAGGUCCUGUAUGAGUGUCUGGAGGCGGUUGGAGGAUGGAUGGCGGCUAACAGAUUGAGGUUGAAUCCUGACAAGACAGAAGUACUGUUUUGGGGGGACAGGAGGCGGGCAGGUGUGGCGGAUUCCCUGGUCCUGAAUGGGGUAACUGUGCCCCUGAAGGACCAGGUGUGCAGCCUGGGAGUCAUUUUGGACUCACAGCUGUCCAUGGAGGCACAGGUCAAAUCUGUGUCCAGGGCAGCUGUUUACCAUCUCCAUCUGGUACGUAGGCUGAGACCCUAUCUGCCUGCGGACUGCCUCGCCAGAGUGGUGCAUGCUCUGGUUAUCUCCCGCUUGGACUACUGCAAUGCGCUCUACGUGGGGCUACCUUUGAAGGUGACCCGGAAACUACAACUAAUCCAGAAUGCGGCAGCUAGACUGGUGACUGGAGGCAGCCGCCGAGACCAUAUAACACCGGUCUUGAAAGACCUACAUUGGCUCCCAAUACGUUUCCGAGCACAAUUCAAAGUGUUGGUGCUGACCUUUAAAGCCCUAAACGGCCUCGGUCCAGUAUAUCUGAAGGAGCGUCUCCACCCUCAUCGUUCUACCUGGACACUGAGGUCCAGCACCGAGGGCCUUCUGGCGGUUCCCUCACUGCGAGAAGCCAAGUUACAGGGAACCAGGCAGAGGGCCUUCUUGGUAGUGGCGCCCUCCCUGUGGAAUGCCCUCCCACCAGAUGUCAAAGAGAACAACAACUACCAGACUUUUAGAAGACAUCUGAAGGCGGCCCUGUUUAGGGAGGCUUUUAAUGUUUGAUGUAGUACAGUAUUUUAAUAUAUUUUUUGGAAGCCCAGCCAGAUGGGCGGGGUAUAAAUAAUAAAUUAUUAUUAUUAUUAUUAUUAUUAUUAUUAUUAUUAUUAUAAAAAUGACACAAACGAAACAGCAUCUUUCCUCUCAACGUGAAAUAAGCAAAACGGUGUUUUCAAGCAUUUGAUGUGGGAUGGGGAUACUGCAUCUCAACAGACUCGCUGGAAAUAAUUUUGAACAGGGGCUUAGGAUGGGAUUUCAGCGUUGAUAGUGGCUUUCAUUGAGUUACUUCUGUCUCUGCUCAGAAUAGCUCAAAUCUAAAGCUCUUGGCACAAAAAGUCAGUCUGUGGGGAAGAUUUUCAGUCAUCUUCCACUUAAGUCUAUAACAAAGCUCACUGGGGUUUGUUUACCUGCUUGCAUGUUUGUCUUCAUUAUUUCAAGUGUGCUGCUCAGAAAUGAAUGGAUAUUUAGGUUCAGAGAUUAUUGCUUUGUAUUUCAAGAAAAUCUAUUUUGAUCAUACUAGGGAAACAGAAUUUUAUUACUGCCUUGUGACUUGUGUGCAGCUUAGAGCUAUUUCCUGUACUGACUCUCAAAAGAGUUUGGAAUUCAUUUGUAUAUUCUUCGUAUAGUUGUAUAUUUGAUUUUUUUCCCCCAAAAGAGAGUGAUUGUAAAAGUGUCUUUGAAUUUAGAUGAAGUACACUAAAGGUUGGAUAAUUUAGCUUGGAAAAGAGAAGUAUCAGAGAAAGUAAGGUAUAAUUCAGUGAAAUAUGAAACCUACCUUGUCUAAAAGCAGCAUGUAGGUUAAUUUUGCACAUAAUCUAGGAAGGCUUCCCCCCAUUGCAGCUGAGCAUGAUCCCACAGCUGAAUAAAGAUAGGGUCAAAUGCUGUUUUAACCUUAUUUAAAAAUAUUACAGCUGAACAAUUUUACCACCAGUAAUAUCUGAAGUGGUACCAAUUCAGUUCUCAGGGAAUUAUGUCAUCCUUACAAGGAUCAAGCAUGGCUGGUUUCUCAUGCCUAAAAGUUAAGAAUGGUCUGGCAGUUUGUAGGUUUCUUCUGGAGAAUAUUGCCAUUUGAUAGACAGAUGCUAAAAUUACUGCAAAAUUCCACUAGAAAAAUCUCUUUUUGGCUUAAACAUGGUCAAGAUUUUAUCCCUAGUGACUAAAUAUGAAACCAAUAAAAAUGCCUUUGACAUAAAGCACCUCUUCCGUUCCUUAAUCUUUUAAUCUGUGUUGAGUUGUUCUUGUUUUGUUACUUUUUGUGACCUUGUUUGAUUACAGAAAUACCUUGGAAAGAUUUUGUGCCUAGAAGUGGCACACACUUUACUUUGCAGUGUAACCUCCACAUGCAGCUGCUGGGUGACCUUGGGCCAGUCACACUUCUCUGAUGUCUCUCAGCCUCACUCACCUCACAGAGUGUUUGUUGUGGGGGAGGAAGGGAAAGGAGAAUGUUAGCCGCUUUGAGACUCGAUAAAGCGGGAUAUCAAAUCCAAACUCUUCUUCUAUAUCAAAUCCAAAUCAUACUAUAGUAGUAAGGUACCCUAAAUAAUGAUUUUUGGCUUCAUAACCCAGUAGUGGGUUUCCCUGAAGCAUUUUGCUUGCCUUGGGCUGCAGGACUACAUGAACUGUGGGUCUGAUGUAGCAGAGCUGCUUUAAUGCUUUUAUAUGUCAACAUUGCCCACUGCAUAUACAUUGCUGAAGGAAAAAACCUUGCCAAAGAUUGUUUCCAGAAGUCCUAGUAAAUAUAUGAACGUGGUGCCUACUGUUUUGCAACUUUAUGCUAUUUUUUUCUUUAGGUGGUUGCAAAUGUUAGCCAAUUGUAUAAUGCACAUUUUAUUCCUGCCUUUUUGGGGAGGGGAGUUUUUUCCCCCUAGCUUUGGGCUCUGCACAAGAUGUUUCUGAAUAAAGCUGAAAAUAUUUUCCAUGUCCUAUUCCUUAUUAUAAUUAAUAUUAAAAACAAAUGUAAGGAGUGUCCUAUAUUCAGGCAAUGGAAAUACAGAACACAUGGUAUUUGGCUUUACCUUAACCAAUCAGCUAUUACAAUUAGAAGAAAAUUUUUUUUAAAAGUUGUUGGUACACCCAGUAGUUUCCCCUUCCACUGAACAAGUUAACAAUAUGAUUCAGAUUAUGGGUUUAAAACAUUGAAUGUGGCAUGAAACAAAUGGCAUGUAUUCUGAUGUGGUAAUUCCAUUGUGGUAAAUUGGCAAAAUAAUUAAAUGAAGCCAGCUCCAUGGAGAUUGUUUCUAUGUUAGCUUGUUGUUUAGCUGCCUUAGUUCUGGAGUCAUAGGAGGUCAGGAUGAGUCAGUAUUAACAUAUUGUUACAUUUCACCCCAAUCUCUGAACAGCAUGAGAUUCCAGGGGUUGCAGGCUCGCUUUAACCCAGAGUCUAUGUUUCCGAACAAUGAGGCACAACAGAGCUUCUGGUGUCUUCAUGAUAUAUGGCUUAUUUACACAUAUAUGCAACUGGAGUCUACUGGGAAAGGUUCUCCAGCUUUACAUUCCAAGAGUUUCUGACUUCUCCCAUAGCCAUAGCACUGGAUUCAAAACAGACCUCAGCAUCCUGCUUUUUUGACCUUUGCGCUUUCAGUUCCAACAUCCACCUUGCACCACCAUCCCAGCUUACAGUGAUUUGGUGGCAGCCAGAUUCUGACAUACAGGUGGAGAGUCUCCCAUAAAAAAAAAAUAGACAAGGAAAAGUUCCACAUGAACUUAGAACAUUUCAUCUGCUAUAUCGAGCAACGAAAAUCCUGCUAGCAUGUGAGAUGCUCUGUUUCAGUCUACAUAUCUCUUAUUUACGUUAUCAGUGCAUUAUUUUGAAGAAAUUUGCAGAAUUUACAACAUGGGUUGCUUCCAGCACACUAGCCAUUUCAUUUAGAAUAUCAUAAUUUGUUCUGUUUUUAUUGGAAAUGUAACUGACAUCGCCAGUCCAUUGUAUUCUACUAUUUUUUUGUGUUGUUCUCAUCAGAACAACACAGACCUGAUUUGUUGUAGUGUUUUGUCUUGCAAAUGUAAUUGCAGGAUGAGCCAAUCCAGUAUAUUUAAUAGUGCCAGAACCAGGCAGUAGCACAGAGUUGAGAACUAGGCUUCUACUGGUGUCUGCCUGAGCCUAACUACCAAUUACUGUGCAAAUAACAGAAAUGAAACUGAAACUAAAGUGCUUUGCCCCUAAGGAACACUGUCAAACUUACUAAACUGUGUAGCUGUGGAACAACCCCAAAUUCUCAAAUGCCAGCCAGAAACAUAUAUAACAGUAUGGAUUUGCAAAUUGCUGUUGAGGCUUUUCAGGGAUGCUGUUUCUUUCAUUAGAAACUUCCUCCUUCCUGCUUUUUAAAUUUAAGUAGAUAAGUAGUUUCUUCCUGUUCAUUCCUUAUGACUUUGGCAGUUGUGAGUUGUCUCUCGAUUAGGCAGUUCCUGUUCUUGUUGCUUUGAUUUCCCCUUAGUAACCAAUUGCUCAUUUAUUAUAUUUUAUGAGUUAAAUUGUAUGAAUAAAAAAAUAAGACAAAGCAGCGCUAAAGGAUCCUAGUGUGCAACUAGGAAUGUCAUUCACACAUUAAUCCAGUGCAUGAUAAAGUUUGUUACAUAUAUUAUUUUAAAUUUAAGCUACUUUAAACUGUUUUAAUGUUGUAACCUGCUCUGGAACAUUAGGGUGAAGGGUGGUGGGUGGUUGUUGUUGCAUUAAAAAAUGCAAAAUAUGAAAAUAUUAGUACAUUAGAGGAUGCUAGUACAAGCCCAAAUAUAAUUCGGUAUGUCAAAUAAAUUACAUUUUAGGUUUCUUGUUCAGUUUGGUAUGGUACUGAAAAAGAUACUUUUUAUUUCAAGCAAUGCAAUUAAAAAAACUUUUAUGACACAUGGCAUCUAUACCUAGAGGCAGAGAAUUCUGUUUUUAAAAAUGUAUUACACAGUAUUUUGUAAUUUUCAAAGCUUUACAAAUAAAAUAUAAUAAAACAGAGGUGAUAAUAAUAGAUUAAAAAAUCCUAGCUUAUAUGUUUUAGUUUACAUGCAAAAAUUGAGAUUUGGAAAUGUGAUGUCAUUGAUAAGUGAUUCAGGAACAAGAAUUAAGCUUCAUGCUGUGAAUCUGUAGGUUUAAUAAUCAUGUGCCAAAAUUACCCCACAGUUCCAUGUGGAUAAGCACAUUGGAGACGAUGUGGUGAGCAGCUCAGUUACUGUGGAAAUGAUAGAAGUAAGGUUAGAUUUCUUGCUUAUUGCAUAAUUAAAAUGGCAGAUUUAGGUCUUGUAGUUCGGCAGAGCAAGGAACUAGAUGGUAGCUCAUAUCUUUUAUAUAUCAGGAAGAAGCUUUCUUGUAGAGGCAUAGGGAUGACAUAUGGUCUGGGAAAAUACAAAAUUCUUAAGAUUUUCUUUCAGAAAUUACUUUUGGGCUUGACAGAUUUGAGGAGUAAGUAGCACUGCUUCAAUUUUGCUAAAAGUCAUUUUUCUAAAAGUGUAUUAGUUGGCUACUAAAUAUGACAUUGAGACAACAAUCUUCUACCUACUUGGAAGGAAGCUUCAUUGACUCAAUGAGUAUAAAAUUGUGUUCUUCAUUACACUUGAAUUUAUUAUAGUGAUUUCCAGCCUGGUGUGGUCUCAGGGAAUAAAUGAUAUCAGUGGAGAAAAAUGAUGGCAUAUAAUUUAAUUAUUUAUCUGAACCUGCCUCUUUAUUCUUUAAAUGAAGAUUUCAAAUGUAGGAGAGAUUGGUCAUGACCCAGUAGUUCAGGCAAUAGUUCUGUCUGUAAGUGAAGGAUGACUUGUUGAAUAAAAUUAAGCUUCAUAUGUUUGGCCAACAGACAAAAUACUGUAUAAGAUAUUUACUACAACUCAUUGGUACUAGAAAAAUUCAAUUUCAGCUUUAGCAAAGUUCUCAUUUCCAUAAUCAGUUGUGAGAUCCUUAAAACUAUUAGAAGGCCUGGGCCAUUAUUGACAGGUGCCAAUUCCUGGUAAGAUGGUUCUACCACUUUAUAGCUGUGAUGCUCUGAAAAUUGCCUGGAUUCCCCAGUCUCCAAACAUUUGUUUUAGUAUUUGAAUGCAGUUCCAUUAUAACAAAUCUGCAAUGCCAGCAUAAAUUCAUGCUUUGUGGGUUUCCCCCCAUGUGCUCAGACAAUAUAAAUAAUUAUUAUUACCGAAGCAUCCAACAUAACUAGGUGCUGUACACAAGAUAAUAUGCACUAUCCUGAUUUAGAAAAGAAAACUCUCUGGUUUGGCAUUCUCUGCAGAACUGAACAGGUGUCAGCUGGAUUUAUAACUGUUCCAGUACUACCUCAAACUGAUUUCCCCUCUUUUGUAAGAAAAUCCCAGGUUGAUACGCAAUAGGCCUAGCACUUUGGAGUGUCUGCUGGGAACCACCAGCAAGUUAUGAAAGUGGUUGAGUUGUGCUGUAACUAUACACAACCAUAUACUUUUUGAAUACUCGUUUGCUCAUUCCCCUAAAUCUGACUUGAGUUAACACUGCUCCCCUCCCUUCAAGCAAGGUGAGUGUCAUAAAUUAUUUAUAGUUAGGGGAACCCCAUGUGGUUCUGACUUUGUUCAAUUCCUUUUGGCAUCAUUUACAACAGACACUUAGCGCAGGUUUGUGAGUGUACAGUGCUUUAGCCAUAAGCACUAGUAAUAUUGUAGGAUGUUAUUGUUUGGUUUUUCCAUUAUAUAUUUUGCUAUAUAAGCUGAAUAUAUAGCAAAAUAUGGAAUUGACUCUGAUCUGUUUGCAUAUUUACAGCUUCAUUUUUGCCAGUGGAAUUUUUUGUUGUGGCUAUUUAGAGACAGUUAUGUGUUUGAAAUGCAUGUUGGGCUAUCUACAUAUAUAGGACUUAUCUGUGCAAUUUUACAUUGUGGCUCAAACUGCUCAGUAGACUUCUAGAACAAAUAUGUUAUAAGGGUUUAAUAAGCCAGAUAUUACAUAUACAAAAAGGGUUUUGCAUCCUCCAUGGGCAAUAUCUCAAGUCUAAGUUACAGAAGUGUAACCAAAUAGGGCUGGAUUUGAACAUUGUGGAUCUGUUCAUUAUUAGUAGUUAAAAAUACAAAACUAGACCUUAGACUGAACAGGUAAUAACUAAAACCAGCUGAACUAUUCCUUGCCCUUGAGGGCCAUAUUACUUAGAAGACAGCAUAUUCUUUGGGUUCAGGAGGUUCUGUGCUCUUUUAGUAGAUGUUUAUUAAUCAUAUGAAGUCUUCAAUCUGUUUAGCAUCACAAAAUAGACUAUUUUUACCAUUUUGAAUAAACGUACAAUAUUCUUGCAGGAAAAAUAAAACAUUGGCUCUCAAUGAAAGUUAGUGCUUUGUUCAAAACAUUUUUGCAGCAAUAAUGUUACUCCACAUGUUAAUAAAUGAGUCACUAGUUCUCUUUGCUGCUGGAUCCAGGGACCUUGUCAUGUGGUCAAGUACCAGUUAAAGCUUAAUGUUGUGCCAAAGCAAGGAACAGUGUAUGUGAUAUUACUCUCUAUCCUGUUGUAAAACCUGUUCACUGAAAUGGAUAUAAUUAUUGGUGUAAGGUAGUGAGCUGCUCCAAAUCCAGAGGGCAGCUGUGGCAGUGUGUUGCAACGAAAACAACUUACUUUUGUGGCACCUUGGGCAAACAGGUUUAUUGUGGCCUGAUAACACUUCAUCAGAUGCCUCUUCAUCUUGUCCACAAAGGCUUAGGCCACAAUAAAGGCUCAUCCAUGCUUACCUUUGCUCUGACUUCCAUGCAUGUCCGGACUUUCCAGGUUCAUGUUUGACAGCUUAUUGUUUUGCCCCAGCAUUUCCCCCACAAAAACCCACUCUUUACUGCUGCAUUGGAGCAAAACUCAAUCCACCGAAACCCCAAAUUGCUGUUUGCUCCAAUUCAGCGGUAAAGAUUGGGUUUUCACAAGGAAAGCAUUGAAGAAGAAGAAAAGCUCACUCUGACACAGAGUUUUAGAGAGCGAACUGUGCAUUGAAAGCACAGAGGAACAGUUAAGUGUGGAUAAGCCCUUAAUCUGUGCCACAAGAUUCAGCUUGUUCAACAGUUUGUGGAUUCACUUUUCUUUAGUCCACACACCAUCAGACCUUUGCAUUAAUCUGUUAUUCUUCAAUGGCCAUGUGUCCCUAAACCUUUUUUCCACAAUAGUUCAAGAAAAUCAACCAAUGUCUCACAUCAGAGUUGUUUUUAAAGCCCUCUUAAUUUGUUUCUACCCCAGGGGAGCUAUGUGAUGAGGUGAUCAACCACUGUGUCCCAGAGCUAAAUCCUUGCAAACAUGACUCCAAAUGUAUCUCUUUUGACAAAGAAUACAGGUAAGCAAACACAUAUUGAUAGUUUCAGAAUGGGCCAUUGUAAACUACAUGGGGGUGCAUGUAUCCUAAUUAACAAAAUUCCCUUGAGUGUUGUUUUCGAGAAAUGCCUAUGGAAUUCCACAUGUGAGGAUGAAGUGAAAAGAGGAGUCUGCUCUUUGAUCCUGCUCUUUCCAAUCUGGCACUUUCAUUUGACACGGAAUCCCCUUUAGAGUCAUUCUCAUCUCACCACUCUUGGUGCUGCCAACGUUGCCUUUUAUAUCAUUGUAGCCACCGAAUCUCUCCGUCUCUGGACUUAGUCACACUUAACUUUUGUCCACAUUUUCCACGCCCAGUCAGCACUUUCAAGCUCUGUGUCAGAGCACUCUUUUUUGUUUUCUCCGGACAGAAUGCAUCUGAGGAACAGCAUCAGGAAAUGGAACUGUUCUCACCUGAAAGGUGUUUCUCAGAGGUGUUAAACACAUGGUGUGGUGGGUAAUGCUGCCAUCUUGUUUCAGGAGUCAGAUAACACAUAUGUUUGUCCAUUCCUUGUUUCCCUCCUCCUUUUGACCAGUCCAUUUUAUAACAAGCUAUACAAGCCUGAGGAGGAGUAGAAGAACUGGGAGUGCACACACAUUCCUGCUCUGAGUCAAGACAGGAAAUUAAUCCAGAGGAGGAGGAGGAGAGCACGUAACAGACAAAGAUCUGUGUUUCCUGUCUUUGAGCACUAGAGGGCAGCAUGCAUAACCUACCACUGCUGUUGGAGAACCAUGGUGGCUGGAGAAAUAGCAAAUUCAGUAUUCUUAGUUUUGGAACAAGAUGCAUUGACAGGAGCAUAGCAGGCAUAGAAUCAAAGGCAAACCGAAGGUAAUCUAGAUUGAAAUAUAGUUGGAGAGAUGGAAAUAAAUUUCCAAAAAUAAAGGCACAAGACUCUAAAGCGAGGUCCACAAAAACUAGCUUUGGAAUUCCACAGUAGCACUUAACAGAGAAUCUUGAACUAUAAUCCUCUUCAAAGCGAAGAAAGAAUGGUAAGUUAAAUGUUACCAUUUCAAUUAUCCCUGCAAAGCAUGAUGUCACCAUUUAUGGAGAUAAAGGAAAUCUGGUAAUUUGUUUCUACUGUAAUUAGUAGUUACUUGGGGGAGGGGAAUACCGUAUUUUUUGCUCUAUAAGACUCACUUUUUCCCUCCUAAAAAGUAAGGUGAAAUGUGUGUGCGUCUUAUGGAGGGAAUGCAGGCUGCGCAGCUAUCCCAGAAGCCAGAACAGCAAGAGGGAUUGCUGCUUUCACUGCGCAGCGAUCCUUUUUGCUGUUCUGGCUUCUAAGAGUCAGAAAAAAAAAUUUGUUUGUUUUCCUCCUCCAAAAACUAGGCGCGUCUUGUGGUCUGGUGUGUCUUAUAGAGCAAAAAAUACGGUACUUACUCAGCAGUAACAAAACAAAUGCAGUAACACAAGGUGGGGGAAAUCAGCACCUGGGGAAGUGAAAGCAAUAAUAAUUUGAAGUAUUUUGCUGCACUAACAUAUUUUGGAUCACCUUUAGUAUUUUGGCCUCCAUGGCUGUGAUUAUUGAAAGGGGGCAUAUAUAUAUAUAUAUUUGCCCCCUCUACAUAAUUAAUUGCAAUUUGCUCAUUUUUAUUUUAAGAAUUUCUAUGUCAUUCUCCGCAAAAAUGUCCAGAGCAGUGUAUACAGUUAACUAACUGAAUGCAUCUCUCACAGAAAUAAACCUGUUGUUCCAAUUGCCCAAAAUGUACGUAUUAGAGUAUUGUUAUAAAUAAUCUUUAUUAUUCUGGAGCUUGGAAUUACUACCUGACAGAAUAAAGCACUGAUUUAAUACAGCUCUUCCAAGAAAAGUGGUGGUUCUAUCAUUACUGUGAUAGCCAAUACACAUCAUAAAAGUGAUCCAUAGCAGCUUUGAAUAGGGACCUGCACAUCGUUCAUUAUUACAUCAUUUUAUAUUAGGACAAGAGGGAUCGAUAAAGUAACAGGAUUAAAUGCUGCUAUUUCCUCCCAUAGCAUCUUAUGAUGGAUACCGUUUGCAUGCCAGUGUGCCUGAAGCAUUGCUGAGCUGUUUUGCUAUAUAUUUGCUACAUUUUUGAGAAAGAAUAGUCCCGGAUCUCCAACUUGCUUUUUUACUGUUCCAGAGAUGAUUAAUUACAGAAUUAUUGUUCUGAACGGCAAUAGAAUUCUGAAAUAGUGCCUUCAGACAAUUGUUCCGGAUUUCUAAUGUUUUGUAGAUGUUUAUGUGAUGUGAAUGAGUGCAGGAUCAGGUAUAUAGGCUGUGGAUAGAGAUUAUAAUGGAGAACUGGUGGUGUACAAACGUCAAAAGAGCAUGAAAUCAUUAGAUUGUGAGGUAAGCCAAAAGAAAGAGAAAAGAGAUACACUAUUCAUAGGAAAAUGGUGAAUAAUGAUAAGUGCUCUCAGACAUGCUGAAAAGGCAGGUCCUUAGGGAGGAUUUAGCAGAAGGUUUUAGUGUUCCACCAAAUAGUUCCAGGUAGCACCUUCACAAAGGCUGCUGAGUUCAGAAAAUGCAGAGGGAGAAUUGCAUGCUGUUGAAAACCUAUAGGUUACCUGAUUUUUUAACACAUGUUCCCUAGGUAUUCGUUUCAUUUUUAUUUAUUCUUUCAUUAUUUAAAAUUAUAAGCCACAUUUCCAGUUUAAAAAUUCCAAGGUGACUUGCAAUAACAUUAAAAUUAAAAAAAAUUGAAAUUACAGGAAAUAAAACAGCAGUAGAGGCGGUAGAAGAUAUGGUUUGGUUGACCUAAAAUUCCUGUAAUUUUCUCCUCUAGUCAGAUGCCUCAGAAAUGUAGGGAAUAAGGAAGAUGCCAGCUCUCAAUGUCCAGGAUUUGAAAGCUAAAACAUUUUAUUUAUCCUUCGGUUAUAUUAAAACCCGUUCCCAGUUGCUGUUCUUCUGCAGCUACUUGGUUGUAAAAUAGAUCCAACUGUGCCAAUUUAGAAUUUUUGGAAUUAAAUCAGAGCUUUUGGACCUGUUCUAAUGUUACCUGGCUGCUGGCAUUCUACCUAAGGGAGCAAUUGAUUUAGUCUUUGAGUGUCAUGUUCCUUUUUCUAUUCCUCUAUGCCUCUCCCAUGCCCCUCUCACCAGAGGCGGUUUUAGGAUAGUGCGAAGGUUUGGCCAUACCCGACGCCGUGCUGCAGUGGGUGCCACAACAAUGCUGUAAAACAGAGUGUAAGAGGCAAGGGCACUGAACGUUGGCAUCACACAGGGUGCCACUGAAAUCUGAGAGCUCCAAGUCUGCCACUGGUCUCACUGGGUAAAGGGUAAAGGGACCCCUGACCUUUAGGUCCAGUCGUGACCGACUCUGGGGUUGCGGCGCUCAUCUCGCUUUAUUGGCCGAGGGAGCCGGCAUACAGCUUCCAGGUCAUGUGGCCAACAUGACUAAGCUGCUUCUGGCGAACCAGAGCAGCGCACGGAAAUGCCGUUUACCUUCCCGCCGGAGCGGUACCUAUUUACCGUAUCUACUUGCACUUUGACGUGCUUUCGAACUGCUAGGUUGGCAGGAGCUGGGACUGAGCAACGGGAGGUCAUCCCGUCGCAGGGAUUCGAACCACUGACCUUCUGAUUGGCAAGUCCUAGGCUCUGUGGUUUAACCCACAGCACUACCCACAAAUAAGCUGUGAUUAACUAAAUGAGAGAUCUUCCAGUAACAACUUGCCUUGCAAUGAGGGGAGUAGAAGAGCUAACAUCUGAGCCAGCCUUGUGCUUCCCUGUUGAUCAAAUCAAGCAAGUGCUUAUGCUCUGUAAUAAUAGUUAAUAUUUUGUAAUAGUAAUUAAUAACUUGUAACUGGAGUAGUGCGUUUCCUUGCACAUUCGAAAGGGAGAAGACCAAAUACUUUUGUUGCUGGCCACUUUAAAGACCAUGUCUCUGGUUUAAGUGGUUCCUUAAACAUAGAAAAGGCAUAUUCAAAAAGAAGAACAGACUAGGCCAUCAAUUUGCAUAAAAUUAGCACAUAGUGAUUUUUAUUAUUUGUAUGUAUAGAUGCAAAUUUAGAAAUAAUUAUGAUAAUCAGAAAUAUAUUACAUCUCACCAUAGUAGUGGAAACUGUGGCCUGUGUUAUCUGUCAGCCUGCUGCUGUCCAGGUUCUGUUGAGAGGCAACUUCAAGCCCUUGCUCUUCCUUCAAGUGGUUCUUUAUCUUUAAACCAGACUUUGACCCAAUGGUCCUUCAAAUAGGGAACAGGACCACCCUACCCUGAUUACAACUUAUCCUGUGAAAGUGAGCACAAUUCAUACAGCUUCAAAUGCUUACGGUGUCUGCAUAUAAAACAAGCCUGACUCUGAAAUAUGUAGGGUCUUAACUUGCUUUGGGCUACAGGAAUGGAAGUGUAUAAAACUACCUUCAUGUAUCAAUAUAUAACAUACAGAUGCAAACUGCAAAUUUAGAAAUUAGUAAUCCAGAUACAUUGAAAGACUAGAAAUCUGUUUCCCCUGGGUACUAUUUAAACACCCAUGAAACAUAAAAUGAAUCAGUUUCCAUAUCUAUAGAUUGUCUAGUCUCUGUCUCUUUUAUGCCCAUACUUCCUGUGGCCACUAAAUACAACCACAUAGUAAGGUGACACGAAGUUAUCCUCUUAAUCUUAAUACACCUCUCUUUCCAGCUUUCUGCACCAGUCUUUUUUGCAGUGCAGGAGGAAAUCUAGAAGUAAAGAGGCUAGCAUUAGAAUUAAAUAAGCUGUUGACAUCCAGAGUUCAGAGGUAUACGAAAGUACAAUCUCCAAAAUAUGUAACAUAUGCUAAACUGGAGAAGUAAUGGAUGUUUCUCUUUUGUUCUGGUUUGAAUGAUAUGCUUAUUAUUUUCCAGCUGUACAGCAACAUCCAGCUGGGAGGUUUGAAAUGUGGUUUAUAGGCUGAAAUACAUUCAAGCCAGUCCAAAGCAUAGUGUCUAAGAUUUUGAGAGACUGCCUAGAUUUCCAGAGAGAUUUGCUCCCCCUGGCCUGAGAACUUGAAUGCCAAGUUUCAGCCUAGAGCACAUUUUUUAUGGUUGAGUAAUAAACCUCGGAAAAUAGGGUAUAUAAUGGAAAUGCUGACACAACUUUAAUACAAGCAACUUAACAACAGUAAUAAAUAUAUAAUAGCUUAUGUUUGCUGUUACUUUGGAUCCUCCAAUCCGCUUUCUAGAAAUGAGUUGCCAUCUAAGGGUGGUGGAAUGGCAUCAACUUGUUCUUUUAUCUUCGUAUUAAGAUCUGAGAAACAAAUAUUUAUUGCUUCUUUUCAUUAUAAUUACAGUUCAAAUGCAGACUUAUUAAGUGAUUGUCACUUCCAUAAGAUACAGUGCUUCACUAUACACUACCUUGAGGGAAUUAUGAAGUUUUUCUAAAUGUUUUCAUGAUUUGAGAGACCUGUUUUAAAUGAUCAAAUACUUUAAAUGGUUAAUACUAUAAACAGUGAUGUUAGUAUGUAUGGUUACUUAUUAAAGAAUACGGUUUAACUUCAGUUAGUUACAAUGGCUUUAACAAAGAAUGUUUACACUAUAUUGUUACUGUCACUUUAAAAUAGAAAUUGGGGGAUCCUUUUGGCUCCACAGACCAGAUCCUUAUUAGGAUCUACCUUAGAGAACAAAAUUUGACGGGCAGGUGGGAGUGGGAGUGCCCACCUGUCAGUCACCUGAUGUCAUAGUGAUGCCUUGUGAUUGGGUACUUUGAAGUCAGCUGAUGGACAGUAGAGCCAAAUCUUGCUUUCUGUAGGCAUUGGGUGUGUCUGCAAGUUCCCCAUGGAAAACGUGCUUGCACACCUGAUCUGACAGGUUUCAGAUUUACCUUCCAUCCGCUGAUAGGUGGUAGAGCCAAAUACUUGUUUUCCAUUGCCAAUGCACAUCUCUACCUGCCCCAUACCUAACAUCACAUAUGAUGUCAGGUGUCGAGCAAGUGGGUGUGGUUUGGUGAAAUCAGCCAUGCUGCUCAAGUCUGAACAUCCAGCCGGCAAUUUUUUGCCUGCAGGCCAGAGAUUCCCCAUCACACUUUAAAUUAUCUAUAUGCAAUGCAAUAUAGGACUCCUGUCACUUUAAUAUGAAUAGCACCAGCAGAAAGGAUGCUUACCUUUCUGCCUCCUUCUCCUCUGCAGCCCCUGAAAAGCCUCCCCUGAGAUAUAGAGGACCCUCCUGGAUAUAGUGGGCUGUGAUGAAAUUCCCAGUCAAGCUGCAGUGACACAGUCCACCCAGUUCCAGAAGGUUCCCUGACCUUCAGGAGCAGCUUUGGGGAGAUUAAGGGCUGCCAGGUGUGGUUGUGACAGUCAUCUUUCUGAUAUCCCCCUUCCAUUGGCACUUCUCAGGAUUCAAGUCAAUAUUUGUACUCACCCAGCCUCCUAUUAUGGGCUGCAAAAACAAAUACUAUACUAACGCUCUUUAUUUAUCAUCAGAUAUAUUGAGGUAUGCUGUGGCCUUUAUGCUUUGGUUUCUAUGGUACUUUCACCUUCACAUCACAAACACUUUUGUUGAUAUACACUGAUUUAUGCUUAUGGAUUCACUGAUUGAUCUUGUUACAGAUGUGAAUGCUUGCCUGGCUACAGUGGAAAACACUGUGAAAUUGAUGAAGAUGACUGUGUGGGACACAAAUGCCGCCAUGGUGCAUUGUGUGUAGAUGCUGUCAAUGGGUACACCUGCAUUUGUCCUCAAGGAUUCAGGUAAGCAAAGUGGCAUGGGCUCCCUCCAGAUAAUACUCUGACAUUGGAAUGUACAGGCUCGUGGAACUAUUUUUAAUGGUUCAGAAGCUAUUUGCACAACAUCUAGUAGUCCACUUGUAUGACAAAGCCAUUUUCAGCAUGCACGCUGUUACUUCCAGUCAUUGCCCCCUACAUACCCAGCUGAUCACUGUGUUCUGCGGGAUAGAGCUUCCUGCAGAUACCAUCCUAUCAGGAGAUUUGUUCUGCAUGAUGUUGGAAUGGGGUCUUUAGUGUGUCAGCACUUCCAUUUGGAACGACCUUCCAUUGCAUAUCAGCAUAAUAAUAAUUUAUUCCCAUUAUCUGAGGCCUCGUAGGGCAGACACGUUUUUUUUAUAUAUAAAUACCCUGGUUAGUUUAUUAAACCAUGAACUUAUCUUUGAUUUCCUCUUCACUCUGUGGUACUUUUCUUCAAAAGAGUAUCAAAGCAACUUAGAGUAAUAAAAUUCAUAGACUUGUCGCUAACCAAGUUUUGCUCAGAGUAGACCCAUUGAAAUUAAUGGACCUAAGUUAGUCAUGACAUUAAUUUCAAAGGAUCUGCUCUAAGUGACUUGGCUGAAUACACCCCAUGGAAAUGCAGCUUUAUCAAUAAUUCACCCGGCAUCUUUACCUCAGGCAGGUUCUCUACCCUCCUAUCCCAGCAUCUUGCAUGCCUGUCUGAUUUAAACAUUUGUUUGGUGCUUUUUUUUUUGUAAAAUCCCCCUCAGUGUUAAUUUUAAAAACUGUUCAAAGGAGUAGCAGGUUAAGGGCCUGCUAAUCGUGCAGUGUACAGCCCAGUUUAGCCAUUCAUUUUGAAUGUACAAAGAAUCAUGUGCAGAAGACUUGUCCCCAACAUUUCUAUCCCCAUCAGAGACCACUGUGUAUUAAGCAGAAAGUUGUGAAGGAAGCACAUUCUGUUGCUCCACCAUUAACUACAUUCACAAGAAAUGUAAGGCAACAACACGCCCAGAGGCUGAUUGGGAAUGUUUAAGUUACACUUUAUGUUACAUAGAAUUCCUACCAUCAUCACACUAAGUGUUCGGAUUCUGAUUGUCAUAAAAGUGCUUUGCAUUUGAUGUACAGGAUUUCUGUAGCUCUGUCUUGACAAUUUCCAAGUUUAGUUCUGUCAGCUGUCAAUAGGCCACUCUUCUGAAAAUUUCACUGUAUGUCAAAGAUAAGGACACUUCACCAAAUGAGUUCAGUAAUCAUUGCCUGGAGGGUUAGAUAUUGCUUCCUUCCAGUCAAAUAUUUUCUGUAUUUGAGAACACAUUCACAGCAAGAGAGCAGUCACACCUGGAAAAAAAGAGCUAUGAUAAAAUAGAAACGCAGGAGCAUUUGUGAACCUUUUUUCUGGUCAUUGAACCUACAGCAAUUUACUGUUUUCCCGAUUUCAUUGCUUCUUUCCUUUUGUUCUUACCAUGUACUUCUGUUGCAUUACUCUGCUUUUAGCAUUCUGAAGAGCAGGUAUUGAUUCUUAAAGUGAUGUAAGGCCAUGCUUUCAAAAGCUCAGUGCUUACAAAAGAUAAGAUAAGGAAAUGAAGUUCUUUGUUCACCCUUCCUGUUCUAUUCUCUCCUUAAAUCUUUGACUUUAUGCUGGUUGUACAGAAAAAGGCUAAUGGAUAGAUUUGUCUAAGUUCCUAAAUCGCCUCUGUUCCUAAAAGUGUCUAUUUGUUGGUGGCACAUUAUUUUAAAGUAUGUUGCUCAAAACGUACCAUGCUUAAAAGUAACAUGCCACCAAAAAAAAGAUGGUUUGGGGGACAUAGUUUUUAGGAACCAAUGUAGUGGGAGCACAGUGCCUGUGAAAGUCUAGAGACUUCAGCACGAUCAAUGUUUUGUAUGUUUAUUUUCAGAAUUUAUAUCCUGCCUUUCUGGUAAAGAUUCAAAGCCACUUGCAAUCAAAACCAGAAUUGUCCAAAAAUAUAAAUAAGUUAGUCAAAUAGAAAAGAAGUGUGGCACUCUCUAAAAACAUCAGGAACAAAAGCAGUAAAAGAACGUCAUCAUUUGACGUUUUUACAAUAAGGAUUCAUAUGGAAUUUAUAUAGAACAUAGAUACAUUAUAAUAAAACCAUACUUUUAAUAGCUUGAGUAUUUUAUGCUGUCCUAGGUGCUCAUGCUUUUGCCUUAUAUAAGAAGAUUUGCAGUUGUCCAUUUUCCAUUUUUAUCCCUUUCUGUCACUCCUAGUUCACCUGUGGUGUUCCUCACCUUGCCAAACAUAAAGGACAAUGAAAUGAGCAUUGCAAAGAUGUAUUUACGAGAGGGUAAACCAGGCAACUGCCUAGGGCAGCAAAUUGGAGGCGGAGUCACCUCCCACAAAAGCUCAGCCCAGGCCCUGGAGCCAAUGGCCACCAUGGUGGACUCAUGGGCCAGCAGUGGGAAGGGAGCAAAUUCAUCACACCAGCCAAGGACAGCGCCCCUGUUGUGA
Molecule: messenger RNA, 18949 nt
Organism: Podarcis lilfordi (Lilford's wall lizard)
Lineage: Eukaryota; Metazoa; Chordata; Lepidosauria; Squamata; Lacertidae
Source: the annotation of a GenBank genome assembly